Messenger RNA from Hemiscyllium ocellatum (epaulette shark), 234 nucleotides. RefSeq lists its product as uncharacterized. Lineage: Eukaryota; Metazoa; Chordata; Chondrichthyes; Orectolobiformes; Hemiscylliidae. The transcript has 4 exons. The record is from RefSeq and is a predicted model, not a curated record. The annotation marks the transcript as partial.
AGCGAGCGCCAGAGAGAGCGAGAGAGCGAGCGCCAGAGAGAGCGAGAGAGCGAGCAGAGAGAGCGAGAGAGCGCCAGAGAGAGCGAGAGAGAGCGAGUGAGUGAGUGCUUGAGAGUGAGAGAGAGAGAGCGCCAGAAAGAGCGCCAGAAAGAGCGCCAGAAAGAGCGCCAGAAAGAGCGCCAGAAAGAGCGCCAGAAAGAGCGCCAGAGAGCACCAGAAAGAGAGUGUCAGUAG